CCAAGGCACAAGCAACCAGUCUUGGGCCAAAAUGGCUAGCUUUGCGUCGCAGUCCGGACAUGGCUUCUUCGAUAAGGUCGCAAGCCGCGUGGAGGAGGUGGACUCCCUGCUUAUGGUCGGUCUGGAUCCCCAUGCCGAGGAGCUAGGCGAGGGCAACAACAACGCCGCGGGGGCGAAGGCUUUCUGCCUCAGGAUCAUCGCCGCCACCUCGACGGUUGCCGUGGGCUAUAAGCCAAACGCUGCCUUUUUCGAAGCCUUUGGGGUGAGUGAGCGAUAGGAAGCAGAAAUCUAGCCAGGGCUUUAUCGACACCAAGCACUUGUUUUGUUUGUUUGUGCGAAAAGGGGGCGCGUGUACGUGGUGCCGUGUGCCGUGUGCGCGGCGGUAUUUCAUGUUUUUCGUGCUCCGUCCGUACUUCGACGUGGGGUUACACCUCGCCUCCAGGGGGGCGAGAGCAUACGUGCACAGCCGGCUCGCCUCUCCUUGUCUCUCUCGCUUUUGCUCUCUCUCUCUCUCUCUCUCUCUCUCUCUCUCUCUCUCUAGUAGGUCAUGGAAGACGAAGGUUGCUGCACAAUUUAAGUGAUGCCAACUUGCGGGUGUGCAGACCACAUAACAUGUCGAGCGUGACGAACAUGAGCAAGUACAUCUGGUACAGUAUUUUAGUAGCAUCCGGCGACGUGCAUCCUCAUCUACAGCGUAUGUGGUGCUUGGGAUGGCUUGCAUGCAUGCAAAUACUGUACUGCUGUAUGCAUAGUAUAUAUGUCGACAUCUACAUACGACGUAUAAAUGUCUUCAAAUGAACAUACACGCCGUGGGCGGACUGGCAACAGCAGUAAGGUAGUCCCUAGUCUACGCCAUAGAUACAGCAGUACAGUGGGGGCUACGGUUUAAGAGAGCUCAGGUUCAGAGAAUUGCCGAUUUAAAGGUCAAAAUUGCUAGACACGCCCCUCUCUUGAACCGAACCCCGAAUCUCUUAAACCUCUCGUAAACCUCUCGUAAACCGAACCUGCCCCCCCACCCCCAAUCCCCUAUAGCCCACCAGCUGCCCCCCACUGCAGCAGCUCAAGCAGCUGUACAGCAGUAGGCCAUCAUUGCUAGCGAGACACACAGCUCCCACGGAUGCCUUGCGCCGCGGGUUCCCGCUGCCUGGCAACGCCGGACCACAUACCCAGCCCCCCACUGUUUACGAACCACCUAUGCCGUGUCUGCGGAGGCUACCUUCAUGGACUGUGCGGUGUGCAUGACCCGCCUGGCGACAACGAGAUGCACCGUGUUUGCCACGGAUGUGUCAACUCGAGCAACCGCAAGGAAUCAAGCACAGACUCGACUGCUGGGGCUGCAUCUUCGAAGCGCCCCUGCCCGGACGGGCGGGCAACGGGGAAGGAGAAGCGAGCGGGUGCACUGGGCAGCUUGAAACCCGUUGGCAACACCGCACGUAGGAAAGUUCGUGGCGCCGACAACCGCAAACGACCGACGCUCGAAGACAAGGUUCGGGCGCUCGACCUUUUGAAGAGCAUGAGCGGCGUAGCAAUCGCGAAGGAUAUGUGGAUCGGGUGAGCACCUUGUACGGGUGGAGAGCUAAGGAAGCAGAC
Ectocarpus sp. CCAP 1310/34 is the source of this 1590-nucleotide messenger RNA. The record is from the annotation of a GenBank genome assembly. NCBI's taxonomy places the organism in Eukaryota, Phaeophyceae, Ectocarpales, Ectocarpaceae.